AUGCGUCCAGAGGUCGAGCAGGAGCUCUCCCACACGCUGCUCAUUGAGCUGCUCGCAUAUCAAUUCGCCUCGCCUGUCAGGUGGAUUGAGACGCAGGAUGUCGUCCUCGGUGAGAAGACGACGGAGCGCAUCGUCGAGAUUGGCCCCGCAGACACACUCGGCGUAAUGGCAAAGCGCACACUGGCCAGCAAAUACGAAGCACACGAUGCUGCCCGGUCACUGCAGCGUCAAAUCCUCUGCUACAACAAGGACGCAAAGGACAUCUACUACGAUGUAGACCCCAUAGAGGAGGAGCCAGAGGCUCCAGCUUCCGCCCCAGCUGCCUCCUCGUCUGCCCCCGCUGCAUCGGCGCCCGCUGCUGCUGCCGCUCCACCACCACCGAGCGCUGGGCCUGCAGCUCAGGUUCCAGAUGCACCAGUCACGGCUACUGACAUUCUGCGGACGCUCGUGGCCCAGAAGCUCAAGAAGCCCCUCAUGGACAUUCCGCUAUCCAAGGCCAUCAAGGAUUUGUCUACCCUCCAGAACGAAAUCCUCGGAGACCUGGGCAAGGAAUUCGGCUCCACCCCAGAGAAGCCUGAAGACACCCCUCUCGACGAGCUCGGUGCUUCAAUGCAGGCUACCUUCAAUGGUCAGCUUGGAAAACAAUCUUCUUCCCUCAUUGCACGUAUGGUGUCCUCCAAGAUGCCUGGUGGCUUCAACAUCACAGCUGUGCGCAAGCACCUCGAGACAAGGUGGGGGUUGGCGCAAGGCCGACAGGACGGAGUCCUGCUGCUCGCCAUCACCAACGAGCCACCCGCGCGUCUUGGCUCUGAGGCUGAAGGCAAAGCCUUCUUGGACGAGCAAGCGAACAAAUACGCAGGCAUUGCCGGAAUUAACUUGUCUGCUCCUACAGCCGGCGGCGAUUCUGGCGGUUCUGGUGGCGGCAUGAUGAUGGACCCUGCGGCCAUUGACGCCCUGACCAAGGACCAACGCCAACUUUUCAAGCAACAGCUUGAGUUGUUUGCGCGAUACCUCAAGAUUGACUUGCGCUCGGGCGACAAGUCUUUUGUCGAUUCACAAAAGGCCCAGUCUGCGCUUCAAGCCCAGCUUGAUCUCUGGACUACUGAGCAUGGCGAAUUUUAUGCGUCUGGAAUUGAGCCUCAAUUUACGCCGCUCAAGGCGCGUGUCUACGAUUCAUCGUGGAACUGGGCUCGCCAAGAUGCCCUCACCAUGUACUACGAUAUCAUCUUCGGCAAGCUCAAAGCUGUUGAUCGUGAAAUCGUCAGCCGCUGCAUUGCCAUCAUGAACCGAUCAAACCCACUGCUCCUUGACUUCAUGCAGUACCACAUGGACCACUGCCCUACUGAGCGCGGUGAAACCUAUGAGCUUGCAAAGGAGCUUGGUCAACAACUCAUUGACAACUGCAAGGAGGUAUUGAACGAGGCACCCGUCUACAAGGAUGUCGCCAUACCCACCGCACCUCACCUUGAGAUUGACCCCAAGGGCAACAUGAACUACCAAGAAGUUCCAAGAGCGAGUGUUCGAAAGCUUGAGCAUUACGUGCGCGAGAUGGCUGAAGGAGGAAAGCUGUCCGAGUACGGCAACCGAACAAAGGUCCAAAACGACCUGCAAAGAAUUUACAAGCUCAUUAAGCAGCAACACAAGCUUUCCAAAUCAUCGCAGCUGCAGAUCAAGAGCUUGUACAGCAACGUCAUUCGCUCUCUUUCCAUGAACGAGGGCCAGAUCAUGCCUAGUGAGAACGGCAAGUCUGUCGGUGGCAAGCGGGGCCGCAAUGGUCGCGUCCACGCCUCUAAACAAGGCAAGGUCGAAACCAUUCCCUUCCUGCAUCUCAAGAGGAAAGAUGAUCACGGUUGGGAGUACAGCAAGAAGCUGACCGGUGUCUACCUCGACUGUCUUGAGGAUGCCGCCAAGUCUGGUGUCACAUUCCAAGGCAAGUACGCUCUUAUGACAGGUGCCGGUGCAGGUUCCAUUGGUGCCCAGGUCCUCCAGGGCCUCAUCAGCGGUGGAGCCAAGGUCGUUGUGACGACUUCUAGGUUCUCACGCGAAGUCACUGAGUACUACCAAUCUAUGUACUCACGCUAUGGUGCUCGCGGCUCCCAGCUGAUUGUUGUACCUUUCAACCAAGGCAGCAACCAGGACGUUGAGGCCUUGAUCGACUACAUCUUCGACACCAAGAAGGGUCUCGGCUGGGACCUUGAUCUCAUUGUUCCUUUCGCCGCUAUCCCCGAGAAUGGCCGUGAGAUUGACAGCAUUGACUCCAAGUCUGAGCUCGCACAUCGCAUCAUGUUGACCAACCUCUUGCGUAUGCUCGGAGCUGUCAAGAAGCAGAAGCAGGCUUACGGUUAUGAGACACGCCCAGCACAGGUCAUUCUUCCCUUGUCGCCCAACCACGGCACUUUUGGCAACGAUGGUCUCUACUCGGAAUCCAAGAUUUCACUGGAGACUCUGUUUUCAAGGUGGCACUCAGAAAGCUGGGGUAACUAUCUCACGAUUUGCGGUGCCGUCAUUGGCUGGACCCGUGGAACCGGACUUAUGGGCGCCAACAACAUUGUCGCCGAAGGUAUCGAGAAGUAUGGUGUACGUACCUUCUCUCAGCAGGAGAUGGCCUUUAACCUGCUUGGUCUGAUGGCACCACCGAUUGUCAACCUGUGCCAGGUCGAGCCCGUUUGGGCAGAUCUCAACGGUGGCUUCCAGUACAUCCCCAACCUCAAGGACCUCAUGACAGACCUCCGCAAGGAACUCACGGAAACGAGUGAUAUCCGCAGGGCUGUCAUCAAGGAAAAUGCCAUUGAGAACAAGGUUGUCAAUGGUGAGGCGAGCGAGGCUCUGUACAAGACAGCCAAGAUCGAACCCCGUGCGAACAUGAAGUUCGAUUUCCCCAAGCUCCCUGAUUGGGAUACCGAAGUCAAGCCUCUUAACGAGAACCUCAAGGGCAUGGUCGACCUUGAGAAGGUUGUUGUCGUCACCGGCUUUGCCGAGGUUGGUCCCUGGGGCAACUCGAGGACGCGCUGGGAGAUGGAGGCCUACGGCGAGUUCUCCAUUGAAGGAUGUGUUGAGAUGGCCUGGAUCAUGGGUCUUAUCAAGAACCACAACGGUCCUCUCAAGGGCAAGAGCUACUCUGGCUGGGUCGAUGCAAAGACAAACGAGCCAAUUGACGACAAGGACGUCAAGCCAAAGUACGAAAAGUACAUUCUUGAACACUCUGGUAUCCGUCUCAUUGAGCCAGAGCUGUUCAACGGCUAUGACCCCAAGAACAAGCAGCUCAUGCAAGAGAUCCAGAUUGAGGAGGACCUUGAUCCUUUCGAGGCAUCCAAGGAACUAGCGGAAGAGUUCAAGAGGGAGCACGGUGACAAGGUUGAAGUCUUCGCCAUUGAGGACUCAGGCGAGUACACCGUCCGGAUGAAGAAGGGUGCUACUCUUCUGAUCCCCAAGGCCCUGCGCUUCGACCGCCUUGUUGCUGGACAGGUCCCGACUGGUUGGGAUGCUAAGAAAUACGGUGUGCCUGAUGAUAUCAUCUCACAAGUCGACCCGGUAACACUAUUCGUGCUUGUUUCCACUGCCGAGUGUCUGCUUUCCAGCGGUAUCACCGACCCCUACGAGUUCUACCAGUAUGUCCACCUUUCUGAAGUUGGUAACUGCGUCGGUUCCGGUAUUGGUGGUACUACUGCCCUUCGAGGAAUGUACAAAGACCGCUUCAUGGACAAGCCAGUCCAGAAAGACAUUCUCCAGGAGUCCUUCAUCAACACCAUGAGCGCCUGGGUCAACAUGUUGCUCAUGUCGUCCACCGGUCCCAUCAAGACCCCAGUUGGUGCCUGCGCUACUGCUGUCGAAUCUAUUGACAUUGGUUAUGACACGAUCGUGGAGGGCAAGGCUCGCGUCUGCUUCGUUGGUGGUUUUGAUGACUUCCAGGAGGAAGGCUCGUACGAAUUCGCCAAUAUGAAGGCCACUAGUAACGCUGAAGAUGAGUUCGCCCAUGGUCGCACACCGAGGGAGAUGUCCCGUCCUACCACAACCACCAGGAACGGAUUUAUGGAGUCUCAAGGUUGCGGAAUGCAGGUCAUCAUGGACGCAAAGCUUGCUCUCGACAUGGGUGUUCCCAUUUACGGAGUACUCGGUUUCACUGCCACCGCAACCGACAAGAUUGGCCGUUCAGUUCCUGCUCCUGGCAAGGGUGUGUUGACAACUGCACGCGAGAACCCAUCCAAGUUCCCCUCGCCCCUGCUUGACAUCAAGUACAGGAGGCGCCAGAUGGACCUACGACGUAAGCAGAUCAAGCAGUGGCAGGAAUCAGAAGUCCUCUACCUCCAAGAGGAGGUCGCAGCCAUGAAGGAUGUUUCUGGUGAUGACUUCGAUGAGUCGGCCUAUCUCGAGGAGCGCGUUGCAAACAUUGAAGCGGAAGCCAGGCGACAAGAGAAGGACGCGCUCAACAGCUUGGGCAACAACUUCUGGAAGCAAGAUCCCCGCAUCGCUCCUCUUCGUGGCGCUCUUGCGACAUGGGGUCUUACAAUUGACGACCUUGAUGUUGCCUCUUUCCACGGCACUUCGACUGUUGCCAACGACAAGAACGAAUCCGACGUUAUCUGCCAGCAGAUGCGUCACCUCGGCCGCAAGAAGGGAAAUGCACUACUUGGUAUCUUCCAGAAAUACCUCACUGGUCACCCCAAGGGUGCUGCUGGUGCAUGGAUGUUCAACGGCUGUCUGCAGGUGCUCAACACUGGUCUCGUACCAGGCAACCGCAACGCCGACAACGUCGACAAGAUCAUGGAGAAGUUCGAUUACAUUGUGUACCCAUCGCAAGCUAUCCAGACCGAUGGUAUCAAGGCUUUCUCUGUUACUUCUUUUGGUUUCGGACAAAAGGGAGCCCAGGCUAUUGGUAUCCACCCCAGGUACCUAUAUGCUGCGCUUGAGCAUCACCAGUUUGCUGCCUACAAGCAAAAGGUUGAAGCCCGCCAGAAGAAGGCUUACCGCUACUUCCACGACGGUCUCAUCAACAACACCAUGUUCCGCGCCAAGGACAAGGCACCAUAUGAGGACGAGAAGAUGCAGGAGAUUUUCCUCAACCCACAAGCUCGUGUCACCGUCGACAAGAAGACAUCGACAUACAGCUACCCGAAGAACCCUGCACCGGCCCCUAAGAAGGACAAGAAGUCUCAAGAAACUAUGAAGAUGCUUGAGCAGCUUACGCAGGCUACUGCUUCCGCCAGCUCUAAGGUCGGUGUCGAUGUUGAGAGCCUCAGUGCUCUGAACAUUGAGAAUGACACUUUCAUUGAGCGCAAUUUCACCGAAAAGGAGAUUGCAUACUGCCGAAAGGCUCCCAACCCCCAAGCAAGCUUCACUGGCAAGUGGUCUGCGAAGGAGGCCAUUUUCAAGUCUCUUGGUGUCAAGGGUGAAGGUGCUGGCGCUCCUUUGAAGGACAUUGAGAUUGUCAACGACGAGUCAGGAGCGCCGUCAGUCCAGCUGUACGGCAAAGCCGACGAAGAAGCCAAGCGUGUCGGCGUCAAGAACAUCAAUAUCAGCAUUAGCCACUCUGACGACCAAGCCGUCUCAGUUGCCAUUGCUCAGUUCUAG
Molecule: messenger RNA, 5568 nt
Organism: Bipolaris zeicola 26-R-13
Lineage: Eukaryota; Fungi; Ascomycota; Dothideomycetes; Pleosporales; Pleosporaceae
Exons: 3
Coding region: 1-5568 (1855 amino acids)
Biological process (GO): long-chain fatty acid biosynthetic process
Cellular component (GO): fatty acid synthase complex
Molecular function (GO): holo-[acyl-carrier-protein] synthase activity; fatty acid synthase activity; magnesium ion binding
Source: RefSeq, a predicted model, not a curated record